This is a messenger RNA of Saccharomycopsis crataegensis, 1254 nucleotides long. RefSeq names its product CCR4-NOT core subunit CAF40 (gene CAF40). Gene Ontology annotation, cellular component: CCR4-NOT complex; P-body; CCR4-NOT core complex. Gene Ontology annotation, biological process: mRNA catabolic process; negative regulation of translation. Bases 1 to 1254 code for a protein of 417 amino acids. Lineage: Eukaryota; Fungi; Ascomycota; Saccharomycetes; Ascoideales; Saccharomycopsidaceae. The transcript has a single exon. The record is from RefSeq and is a predicted model, not a curated record.
AUGUUCAAACAAGGCUAUAAUGAUACUGGGGGUCUUCCACCACAUUAUCUUCAACAACAACAACAACAACAGCAGCAACAACAACAAAAUACCGACCAACAAAACAGAAUAUUUAAUGAUUUGCAAUACCAGCAACAACAAGCAGAUGCGAUGUAUGCUUCUCCAAUAACCACUACAAAACAACUCAAUGGAAAUGGAGUUGAAGGUAUACUUCCUCCAGGAAACCAUCCUCAAGUCAAUGUCCAACAAUUGCAGGCUACGAUGAAUGCUGCGCAAUUAGCUGGACAAAGAAACAUACAGCAACAUUUUCACCAAGUGCAACAACAACAACAACAACAACAACAACAACAACAGCAGCAACAUCAAAAUGGGAAUAACCAAGGGAACUCAGGGGUGAGCAGCACGGGGAGUGGUGGUGCACCAAAACGGGCACUUGAUGAUCCAAAAGUGUUCAAUUGGAUCAUCGAGUUGACCUAUGGUCCAAAUAAAGAGCAGGCGUUGCUUGAACUUGGUAAGAAGCGUGAACAUUACGAUGAUUUGGCUCUUGUGUUGUGGUAUUCUUAUGGGGUAAUGACAUCUUUGUUGCAAGAGAUUAUUAGUGUCUAUCCACUAUUAUCGCCACAAAGCUUAUCUGCAUCUGCAUCCAACAGGGUGUGUAAUGCUUUGGCAUUGUUGCAAUGUGUUGCUUCUCACCCAGAAACCAGAAACUUGUUUUUGAAGGCGCACUUGCCGUUAUUUUUGUAUCCGUUUUUGAACACCGAAUCGAGAUCCAGAUCAUUUGAAUACUUGAGAUUAACGUCAUUGGGUGUCAUUGGUGCUUUGGUGAAGAACGAUACCCCUGAAGUCAUUGCCUUCUUGUUGACCACGGAGAUCAUUCCCCUUUGUUUGAAGAUUAUGGAAUCUUCUACGGAAUUGUCGAAAACUGUGGCAAUUUUCAUCAUACAAAAGAUUUUGCUUGAUGAUAAUGGAUUGAAUUAUAUUUGCCAAACUUAUGAUAGAUUCCAUGCGGUUUCUAAUGUUUUAGAAUUGAUGGUUGAUCAAUUGGUUAAGCAUCAAACUGUUAGAUUGUUGAAACAUGUUGUCAGAUGUUAUUUGAGGUUGAGUGAUAAUGUCGACGCCAGAAAGGCUUUAGCCAGCUCAUUACCUGAGCCUUUGAAAGACCAGACUUUCCAAAUGGCAUUGAAGGAUGAUGUUGCUACUCAGAGAUGUUUAAACCAGUUAUUAUUGAACAUUGGGGUUGUUAAUUUGAAUUGA